Messenger RNA from Fopius arisanus, 2965 nucleotides. Its product is annotated as UPF0704 protein C6orf165 homolog. The record is from RefSeq and is a predicted model, not a curated record. Gene Ontology annotation, cellular component: ciliary basal body; axoneme. NCBI's taxonomy places the organism in Eukaryota, Metazoa, Arthropoda, Insecta, Hymenoptera, Braconidae. Gene Ontology annotation, biological process: regulation of cilium beat frequency. Bases 502 to 2274 code for a protein of 590 amino acids. The transcript has 13 exons.
UUUAUUAUAAUGAUGAAGGGUCUAACAUAACCACUCGAGGAAUUUGUUCGAACUAAAUCCAACCAUUGGCAUGUCAACAAUUAUCACAAUGGAGAAUGAGGGGAGAUUCGCCGAGGGUCAAAAAAUGGGCAAGGUAUUUGGAGAAGAAUGGAAAAUAGUGGAAACUACAUGCAGUUUUAUGAGUUCUGUGCUGCACUGUUGGAACUCUAAACCACUCCUACUGUCUUUAUAUAAAGCCAUAAAGCAUCACCAACGCCAUUUACUCACACAACUUUGAGAGAAAAUUCACGGAACUACUACUAGUUACAACGAGCACCGAUAGGCACUUUAAAUGAUUCUCCAUGGUUACUAAUAAACAAGAGCAUUGUAGAUAUGUUGUUUCUUGGGGGAGGGGAGUUGUUUAGUGGCAAUAGUCAUGUAAAUGCAAUGUUGGGCGGGGCAAACAAAUAUAUUGUAUUCGAUGAGAAGACAAUACAUUGUUGAUUUACUUUAUGGUGCAAAAUGUCGGUGGAAAAUUUAGAUCAGGUCAUUAUGGCAGAUUGUGAAAAGAGGGGUCUAAUUGUUUCGAAAGAUGUUGUUCUUUUUCUUUUGGAGCUUUACAAAUUGAAUCCCGAAUAUGCGACGAAAGCAAACAAUGAGGAGCCUGAUAAUAAAGCUAUUGACAUCAUCACAGAAAAACUCCUAGCACAAAAUAGUCCGAGCUUGUUUACGCUUAAGAUCCAGCUGUACUUCAUGAAACAUUACGGAACGAGGCCUGUUAUAAUAAAAAAACAUCGACAAAGGCUCGAGAAGAGGACUCAAUUGCUAGUCAAGGAAAUAUGCGACUUGAAAGACUUGAUCAAUAAGAAAGACACCGAAAAACUUUAUCAAAAAAUUCUCGUCAUCAUCACAUUAGCAAGUGGCCUGGGAAAUCCGAUGGACACUUCGGUCCUCAGAGAAACAUCCGUCGCUCUGCAGAGUGUUUAUGGUCUAUCGGAGCUCAAUCAUUUCAUUACUUUAUCAAAAGACGAGAAGAAAUAUAAAUUAGUGCAGCUCAUUAAGAUUGUAGCGGGGAUCAGGCUAUUCAACAAGGAUUGUCGAAGGGGUGGAGCCGGCAUCGAUGACUUGCCGCAGAUAUUGCAGAAAGCAAUUGAAAAGUCUCACCAAUCGAUUCUGGAAUUUCUGCAAGACAUCAUGAAGAGAGUUUACCGAUUCACAGCUGCAGUGGAGAAUAUUGUGCUGAUCCUGUCAUCGUCAUUGAAAUCUCCACGUUUUUCCGAUAAUCAUACAGAUCAUGCUAUUUGGUUAAUUGAGACGCUCACAGCGUACAGACAACAAGAAAUUUUCAUCAGAAAACUUCUGGCAGAUGUUGAGUCGAGUGAUAAAGAAAUCAGAGGAUCUGUCGUGCGUUUGAAGUCUCGCCUCUUGAAAAUUCACGACACUGUGAGAUACCGAACGGCUAUUCCAACAAUUCAAGUCUACCCACAAUUCGUUGACCUGGCAGAUAUCUGGAUUAAUCUGCAAAAUGAAGUUAUAAUUCUCAGUCAAAUAAAUAAUCUAGUCUGCCAGAUAAAAGCCCUGAGCAUGAAAAAUUUUGAUGCUGACAACGAUGUGAAUCAUUUAGAAAUCGAUCGAUUCGUCAAAGGCAGAGAAAUUCCAUCUGACGCAGAGAGAUUGGAAAGGUCCAUGGGAAAAUUGAUAACUAAAUGUGGAGACUGUUUGAUAUAUUAUCCACACAGCACGAAGAAUUUCGAAAAAAUUCACCUGGAGUUUCUAGGGUUUUGUGCAUGGAGUUUCACGUUAGGACGGGGUGCAUUAAUACCGGGUAAUCCAAAUAUCGGAGUUGUCAUGUGGAGAGGCAAAUAUUUUGCUUUCAGCUCAAAUGAUGCAGCUAGGAAAUUCGGCGAUGACCCAACUAGAUUUCAUCACGAAGCGAUGGAUUUUAUCCGCAGACAUGCCGAAUAUAUUCAUCUCUUUCAGGUUCAAGAGGACAUUGAGAACAUGAAUAAUGGCAAUGAAUUCCUUGAUACAGAACACACGGUGAAAAGACAACAGGAUCAAGCGUUUCAAACAGAUGUUCAUGUUUUCGCUUCAAAAAUCAGCCCAAACUAUCACCACAGUAUUUGGGAGUAUAAAAAAAAGGCCCUAAAACUGGCUAAUAUCUCGGAGUGUAUUACGAGAAGUACUCAAACAAAUAUUUGUCAGUUCAAGAGAUCAAGAGAAGUUCAAGCAUCAGAAUCAAAAAGCAUAUCGAUUCAAACACACGAAAAUUAUCAAAGAAACGCCAGUCAUUGAAGACGAAUGUCGAAAGGGACAUUGUAAGUUAUCAGUUCCAUAAUUGAACAUACGUUUGAGAAAUGGUGCUGUGUUGCUAAUGGAAUAAAUUGGACUUGACAGUCAGACAUCGUUUCAUUUUCUGUUUCCAUUUAUCAUCAAUUACAUUCUACACUUGUUGAUUUCAAGUAAUGUUUAUUCGAAUCAGCCCUACGACAUUGGAAAAAACAACUCACUUCUACAAUACAAGUUGUAUUUUUCCAGUUUAUGCGAAUUACUUCAAUACAACCACUUCGUAAUUUUCGUCCGGUAUAUCUUAAACAUUAGGUCAAUUUUUACACCAAAAAAUGACUACAGAACACGACAAUUAAUUAAUUAAUUACACGUUUGAAUACAAUCAAGUUUUGCCUUUUACAAUUUUUCUCAGUGUUUGACUCUCUCCCUCCUUCAAAGAUUGUUUUUCAUUGCGUAUAACGAACUAUUAUACGGGAAAGGUACACAAUAUUCAAGGAUGUGUAUGUUAUGCUCAUUUCGAUUGGUUCAUUCCAGACUUUUCACCAACUUUUCAAAUUCACUGACCUGUGCUUUCAGUCGUUUUCACGGUAAUUAUGUAAUUAUCUCAGUUUCGUUUUAUUUAUAUAAUGCAAAAUAUAAUCAGUUACAACCAUGAAUGAUUAUAUCGGUCCAUUGCAUAACCAAAAAAAAAAAAAAA